AUGCAAAUUAUACCAAUUCAUACUGCUUUGUCGCGCAGUAAUACUAAUCUUGUAAAAGGACCCACUGUUUUGAACAAGACUUGUUUGUACUACUACGCUUUCUACAUUACUGUACUGAAUCAAACUCGUUAUCGUCGUUUUCAUCCUCAAGCUGUCAAGACUUCGAAAGACGUCUAUCGGUUGUUGGUGGGUUAUGUUUUACUUUACUUUAUAUUUUUACUUUACUCUGUAUUUUUACUUAACCUAACUUUAUAUUGGUUAUGUUAAUGCUUUUUCUUUCUAACAUCACAACGAAGGCUCUUUAGCUAACAUCCCAACGAGUGCUCAAGAGUUGUUUCACGCCUGAAUCUGAACCGUUUUCGUGUAUAAUCUGUGACGAGAGAGUGCUUUUUCAUGGCGAAGAGGUGACCAUUUAUACUACCAGCCAAACUCAAGUUAUGGUGGUGGUAAAAGCUCUCAUUCCGGCUCAACCUUCUUUGGAGGUGAAUAUACUCUCUAGCCUGAAGCAGAAAUGUUUACAGAGAUAUUUGGUGAAGAUGGUUUACAGGGCAAAGAGUAAGAAGCCUAAAGUUUUAAAAUCCCAUACUUUUUUGAAAUUUUAAAAUAUUUUAAAAAUUUAAAAUUUUUUAAUAUUCAAAAAUCUUUUCUUCAGAGCUGAACGUAAAAUUGUGUGUGGACCGAAAUAAUGUAUGUCGAGUUGUGCGACAAGUUCUGACCGACCUGAACAUGCAGUUGACUUACGCCGGCGACGAUGAAAAAAAUCAGUACAAAUUCUACGGGACAAGCGUACAGAAUCCAGCGCUGGAAAGGCCGACGAUACAUUGGGGUCAACAAUUGUGGAGAGGCAAAAAGUUUUACUUGUUCGAUCAUGUCUAUCAUGCUUUUUUUAGGCCGCCGGGUUGUGCUGUUCAAGAAGGAUGUAAGUUUUUCUCCGGAUUACUCGGAUUAAUUGGCUCGACUCUUAGCCCUAGCCCCAGAUUAGCCCUAGUCUUAGCUUUAGCCCUAGCCUUAGCUCUAGUCUUAGCUUUAGCCCUAGCCUUAGCCCUAGUCUUAGCGACCUCGUCUUAGUUUUAGUCUUAUUUCUAGACCGACCUAUAUCCUUAGCUUUAGCCACAGCUUUUGCCCUAACAACUAGUCUUAGCUCUAGAACAAGAGUUAGGACUUACGUGCUUAACUCUUUUAUUGUUUUAGGCUCAGUCUUAUUUUAAGCGUAAGUCUAAAGCUAAAAUUUUAGCCCUAGAUCUGGCCUUAACUAAAACUUCUUCUUAUACUUUUAGGCUUAUCUCAUCCUUCUUUAUUCUAUUUUAGACCUGGCAGAGCUCUUCGACCACGCUUUCGAUGAAAUGUACUUGCAUUGUAUCAACUUUCUCACACUCUACCAGUACUUGUCGUUAUCACCAAACGCAAAAGAAACUGAAUUUUACUGUGAUGUCAAGUUUAUGGACAUGUUCGACGACUCAACGUUCGAGUACUACAGAACAAUUUUGGUCGAUUUUGCGCGAGUUGAGGUAGGGAAAGUGGGACUUUAUGCUAGACUCUUGGUCAGCUGUAUUGAGUACGACAAACUGAAGCCUUUUUUUCAAAAAACUGUACAAAGCGUAUGCCAAGAUGAAGAAACUGAAGGAAGAAUUCGUAUUUCUUGAGUUUUUUAGAUCUGUCAUCAUCAGUCUACCGGUUGAGGUAGGUGUUUUACAAAGUGAAGAGAAGGAAUAGCAGAGGGGCAGGGUAAGCGGGCUUCUGGGUUUUUAGAAGGCACGAUAGGAAGGGAGAGGGGGGGGGGAGGGGGAGGUGAAAAGGGAACAUUUUGGGUUUUAGGAGACACGACAAGAAGAUAACUUUGGUAAAACUAUGUUACAGUAAGCGUGGAACUUGGAUGUGAUAAAGAGUCACUGUAACAUUGUAAAAUAAGGCAACUUGAGGCUAGCAACGAUAGGACAAGCUAAAGAUAUGCUUCGGUAAGGGUAUAAUAGGUGGGCUAUUGUUAUAUAUGAAAUUACGGUACAAUACAGUAGUGUAAAAUAUUGUAAGGUACGAUAGAGUACGGUAAGACAGAGCAAGAUAGGGUAGGGUACGGUAAGACAGAGCAAGGUAGGGUAGGGUAGGUUCUGUAAAUUCAAUAAAGGGUAAUUUUUAGAAUAGUGGCCGAGACACUGAAUUCAUUAAUGACUUGCGUGGCCUAUCACAACAUCGCAACUUUGACAUAUCGAAUACUCGUUGGACUUACGGAACGGAGGAUGAUAUCAUUCAGCUCACGGUCUUUUGCAAUUUUGAUGAUAUUGUAUUGCAACGUUUGAGACAGCCGAUUAUGUUCGAGGAAUAA
Messenger RNA from Bursaphelenchus okinawaensis, 2320 nucleotides. The record is from the annotation of a GenBank genome assembly. NCBI's taxonomy places the organism in Eukaryota, Metazoa, Nematoda, Chromadorea, Rhabditida, Aphelenchoididae.